This is a messenger RNA of Funneliformis geosporum, 243 nucleotides long. Lineage: Eukaryota; Fungi; Glomeromycota; Glomeromycetes; Glomerales; Glomeraceae. The record is from the annotation of a GenBank genome assembly.
CUUUUAAAAUGUGAUGUUAGACAAAAUAUAAAUAUAAUUCUGGUUAUGAAAAAACUAUAUGGAAAAGAAUUGAGAUUGGAAGAAAUUGACAUUGAAAGUCUUGGGUUUAACUAUCCUAUAUGUUUUGAAAUACUUGAUAUUAAAUCAAAACUUUUCAUAGAGAUAUCUGAAUCACUUUACAAUAUUUUUAAAGAACCCUUCAUAAAAUAUAAGUUAUUUGAUAAUAGACUUGUAAAGAGUUAA